UUUACAGGGCAGAGAAGAGAAGACCUCUCUCUUUCUCUCUCUCUCUCUCGCGCCGGCUGCUUAUCUAUCUGUAAGUAUAUGUGUAUCUAUAUGCGGUGGUGCCUGCCUGUGUCAGAAGCGAGUCCCAGCUCCCAUGUCUGCAUCAAUCAUGGAGUGAAGGAGUGAGAAAGUGUAAAAUUCGCAUCAAUUAUACACUCUGUUUCCCCUUUUGUUUAAUUUGUUUGUUUAUUAAUUUUUCUCAGAAAACAAUCAUCGAAAUCUGUCGAUAGACCCUUGCCCAUGUUCGGCGACCAGACCAGAUGUUUGGACGCUAGCCAACUUCUUUCCUACUUGUCUGCGCCUGUGCGAUUCCUUUUUUUUCUUCUGUUUAAUUUCUGGACUACUUCCGAUGUGUACCUGAAUCAUCUGCAUUGUGCUUUUGAGCCGUACCAAUCAGAGGAUUGUUUUCAUUUUUUUUUUUACUUUUUUUUGUGAAUUUUGUUUGGGGGAGGGAAGGAGAGGUUGUUAGUUCUACGCUUUUGGAUUGUCAGAUUCGGGCGUGUUUCGAUUGCUUCGAAUUUAAUGUUGGAACUGAAUGAAUUUAAUGCCCUCGAUAAUUUUAGCCCCUUCUUUUCUGGAUUAGGGCAAACCUUUUUUCAUCAAUCGUGUUGACUGUAGCUGUAGCUCCUCGGUUGAAUCUUUGGAUUGAUUUCUUUGGCGAUUCGGUGCCAGUGACGCAUCGGAUUGGGUCAGCUUCGAGCUAUAUCUUUCUUGGAGGAAGCUGUGGGUUUCUGAUCUGUCUGUUCUUCAUACAUUUUCGAAGGAUUUAGCUUUAUUGCAGAGAAUCUGGAGAAUUUGCAAUCUAGGUUUAGUUUUUCCCUUUUCCAAGUGAUGAUGCGUUAGGGUUAGAGAUUGUGAAUAAUGGCGACUUUGGUUCCCGGAGUUCUGUUGAAGCUACUGCAGCAUAUGAACACAGAUGUGAAAGUUGCAGGAGAGCAUCGAUCUUCAUUACUGCAGGUGGUGAGCAUUGUUCCUGCACUGGCAGGAGGUGAGCUCUUCCCCAACCAAGGGUUUUAUCUGAAGGUAUCCGAUUCCUCUCACGCUACAUAUGUAUCGCUGCCUGAUGAACACGAUGAUCUGAUUCUUAGUGACAAGAUUCAGUUGGGGCAAUUCAUUCAUGUGGAUAGGCUGGAGGCCGCCUCCCCGGUGCCGAUUAUGAGAGGGGUUAGGCCGGUGCCUGGCCGGCAUCCUUGCGUGGGAACCCCCGAAGAUAUUGUUGCUACUCAUUCGUUGGGAUUCCUCAACAAUAAUGCCGAUUCGUCUUCGCGGAUGAAAAUUAUGGAUAAAAGCAAGUCAGGAUCGAGGCUUGAUGCAGCAGUGAAGGAUGUUAAAGUUAAGCCUUCCCCGUCGAGAUUGAAUGGUGGUUUGAAGGAUGAUAAGCCUGAGAAGAGAACUCCUGUGCUGACUCGAUCGAAAUCUCAGCUGUCGAAGCUGGCUGUGUCUUUGGAUGUGAAGAAGGACUUUGCUGGGAAAUUGAAGUCUGGGUCUGGGUCUAGGUCGAUACCUACUUCCCCGACUAGUUGUUAUUCGCUGCCUACUUCGUUUGAGAAGUUUUCUAAUGGGAUAAAGCACCAGGCAAAGAUUAAAGGAUUGGAUAGAAUGGAAAAGGCAAGUGCUAAUGUGGGGUCGAAAGAAAAGCAAAGCCCAGUUCGCGGGGUGAGCUCGAUUGGGAAGAAGCUUCCGAAUAUGAAUCUAGUGAAGAAUAUUGUUCAGGGAUUUGAAUUAGGUCCUAAAGCCUUGAGAAAAAGCUGGGAAGGGAACAUGGAUGCCAAGAGUAGGGAAAGUCCUAGAUUGAAAGUUAACAAGCAGGAGAUGAAGUCGGAGGGUCGAAGUAAUUCUGCACCGAGGAAAUCAACAAGUGAAAAGUUGCCAACUAAAGAAGAUUCUAAAAGCAUAUCUUCAAAAUCCGCUAGAGAGGAAAGUAAAGUAAAUUCGUCUGGGAAAAAGGCUUCGAUCAAUGGAGAUACUCCUGAAAGUGCUAAAUCAACUACGCGAUCUUCUGUUGGAAAGAAGUCAUCUGGAGAUGCUGCUAAUCAUGGAUUUCCAGGAAAUUUGGUCAAGGUUUCUGUUGGCAGUCGGAGACUAACAGAUGCAAGUGUUGCAUGGGCCUCAUUGCCAUCUUCUCUUUCAAAGCUUGGGAAGGAAGUCCUGAAGCACAGAGACUCUGCACAGACAGCUGCUGUAGAAGCAAUGCAAGAAGCUUCCAUUGCGGAAACUCUGCUUCGAUGCUUGAGUACAUAUUCCGAGCUUCGCUCGUCUGCAAAAGAAGACAAUCCACAGCCUGCGGUGGAGCAAUUCUUAUCGCUACAUUCAAGCUUGAACAAAGCUCAUCUUGUUGCAGAUUCCUUGUCCAAAACCCUCUGCGUCGACUCCUCAGAUAAUGAAGAAAACCAGUCGGAAGAAGCAUUGAAGGUCACAUCCGACGGACGGAAAUCAGCCGCUUCUUGGGUCAAUGCCGCAUUAGCCACCAACUUGUCAUCCUUUACAGUCUACACCAAACCAGUCCACAAUGGCCCAGGCGCAGCGUCGUCUCCUACACCAGGUCAAAAAAUUAAUCAACCCGUUAUAGUCCUAGAAAAUGCAGCAGCCAAGAAUGCGCCUCCGAAAACAGCAACAAAACUUCGUCAAACAACAAAUUCGAAGAACUCUACGCGCAGGCCAAGUGACGGACCGGCAGCUAGCCAGAGUGCAAGAAGUUCUCCUCCGAUCGAAUGGGCCAAGGGAGACGGGCUCGAUGAGGCUGUGGAGCUAUCAGAAAUGCUGCAGUCGGAGUCGCAGGAUUGGUUCUUGAGAUUCGUGGAGCGGUUCUUGGAUGCAGAUGUGGACACCUCGUCUGCUCUGUCGGAUAAUGGUCAGAUAGCCGGAAUGCUGAGCCAGCUCAAGAGCGUCAACGACUGGUUGGAUGAGAUCGGGACGGGGAAGGAAGAUGAAACGCCGCACAUAUCAACGGAGACCGUCGAUCGGAUAAGGAAGAAGAUUUACGAGUAUCUUUUGACACAUGUGGAAUCAGCUGCAGCGGCACUUGGCGGCGGCGCACAGUCGUCGUUGUCGCCUCCGGCGAUGUCGACGACAAAUAAUGAGACAAAAGGAAGAAGGUGAGAGAUGGGGAUUAUUGAUAUAUAAGAAAAAAGUGGGAUUGAAUAUGGUGUGUUUGUUUGAAUACUGCCAAGCAGUGGAAGAAGAAGAAGAAGGCACAAAAGAUACAAUAGAUUUUUACAUUUACAUUUGAAUAUAUUGGAUCAUGUUCUUGUGUAUAUACAGCAGCUUUGAUGCAACCAACAAAAAAAAAGAUUGAUUGAUUGAUUGAUUGA
Molecule: messenger RNA, 3350 nt
Organism: Andrographis paniculata
Lineage: Eukaryota; Viridiplantae; Streptophyta; Magnoliopsida; Lamiales; Acanthaceae
Exons: 4
Coding region: 901-3138 (745 amino acids)
Source: RefSeq, a predicted model, not a curated record